Nerophis lumbriciformis (worm pipefish) is the source of this 1582-nucleotide messenger RNA. RefSeq lists its product as uncharacterized. Gene Ontology annotation, cellular component: plasma membrane; axon. Lineage: Eukaryota; Metazoa; Chordata; Actinopteri; Syngnathiformes; Syngnathidae. The record is from RefSeq and is a predicted model, not a curated record. Gene Ontology annotation, biological process: dendrite self-avoidance; homophilic cell-cell adhesion; axon guidance. Gene Ontology annotation, molecular function: cell-cell adhesion mediator activity.
GUCAUCAUACUGCAGGUCUACAUAUAUAUAUGCCUGACAUCCGUUGGGACAUAUUUAGUGGAAUGGGACAAAAGGAUCGGGUUGUCUACGUUGUACUGACCACCCUGACUCGCAGCCUCUUUGGUGAUCAGCAUUAAGGACAACGACAACCUGGCAGCGCGUCUCGCCGUGGAGAUGAGGGCCGACCUGCUAAUUGUGCUCUCUGAUGUGGAAGGCGAUUUGCUGAUAAAAGGACAGAAGAAGGUCAUCUUGGAGGACGACAGCACCCGGCUGGAGUGUGUCUACUCCAACAAAGCAUACGACAUCAGCAAAGUCCAAUUCGAAGUUUUCUCUGAGUGGCUCCAGCUUUGGCAGCCGGUCACGCAGUCCUCUUGGAGCCCGUACUCGCUGGAGGUGGAGCGAGCCCAGGACAGGAUGGUGCUGAAGAUCCCCCGAGCGUCCAGCUUCUCCGAGAGCCUCUUCCGCUGCGUUUCCAGCGACGAGACGCUGAAGGGCUCCAACAAAACCUCCGAGAACCUCUCCUUCAAAGUACACUAUUUAAGGGAGCCGCAGCUGUUCCGAGUGGGCCUUGGCAGAUUGUUCAGCCUCCAACAGCAAAUCAAAGUGCGGCGCGGGGACGACGUGGCGCUGAAAUGCUACGCCAGCUCCUCGGAGGAACCUACCUAUUAUUGGUUCAGGGAGGGUGACGACUGGCUGCUGCCUUCGCCUCUGCUGAGUUUGCGAGGAGUGAAGGCCUCCGAUGCGGGAGUGUACGCCUGCAAGGCCGAACAUCCCUCCGUGCCGCACAGACGCUCGCACAACGUCAGCGUCGUCGUUUUGCCUGAGGAUGCUCGUUGGUACGAGUCCAACGCCAACCAUGUUAUACUGAUGACCACACUGGCAGCGCUGGUCGUUGUCUCGGCUCCCAUUCUCAUCUUGACCCAACAUUACUACCGCAGGUAUAAGAAGGCCAAGGUCAACAAAGGACCCAUCGAUGACCACUCGCAGAUCUCGCCCAUGUAUGAAAUGUCUUGUCUGCAGCAAAACAGUGAGGAACAUUCCCUUCUAAACCAACGCGUGUGACGGCGCUGCGAAUGGAAUGGAAAUGGAUUGGCAAAAGAUGGAGUGUGUGGCCAGAGAGCGAGGCUAAAAGGGAGAGCAGAAAUACUCCGAAAAGAAAAGCAAUGCUCUGCAGAUGCCUACUUUUAGACCAUUUAGCUUUUAUGCGGCAUCUACUUGACUGUCAAUGCUCACUCGAAACCGCUUGGGCUGAUUAUCUUGUGUGUGCACUUUUGAGAAGGCUCGUAUUUAUUUGCUGAGCCAGCAUUACUGACCUAGUGGCUAGAGUGUCCGCCCUGAGCAUCGGUAGGUCGCGAGUCAUACCGAAGACUAUAAAAAUGGGACCCAUUGCCUCCCUGAUUGGCACUUAGCAUCAAGGGUUGGAAUUUUGGGGGUUAAAGCAUCAAAAAUCAUUCCCGGGCGUGGCCAUUGCUGCUGCUCACUGCUCCCCUCACCUCCCAGGGAGUGAACAAGGGGAUGGGUCGAAUGCAGAGGACACGUUUAACCACACCGAGUGUGUGUGUGACAAUCAUUGGUACUUUAA